UCCAGCAUUGUUAACUUUGUCCAGCUGAAGUAAAUAUAAGUGAGCAAAGACGAAAUAGUAAAAAUUUAACCCUGCUCCCUGCAGCCAAAUGCCUACUGCCAUAGCAGCAGGAAUGAGACAGACACAGAAGCCAAGUGAUAACACAGACACUCAGUGCACUGGACAACCAGCUCCUGAGCAAGAGAUGACCGGCUUCCUAUCAGACCUGGUACAAUACCAGGGACUCUUCCGAAUGGUCAUUGUCCUGGGAAUAGGUGGAACAUUCCAAAUUGGCUUUCAAAUUUCCACAAUCACCUACGUGAGUCAGCAUGUUAAGGCUUUCAUUAAUGAAACCUGGCUGGAGCGAUACGGCUACCCCAUCCAUCAGGAUAACCUCUUGUUCCUGUGGUCUCUCAUCGUGUCCAUCCUUGGUAUAGGAGGUCUCUUGGGUGCUUCAGGAAGUAGAUACCUGACUGUCAAGUAUGGCAAAAAAAAAUGCCUCCUGUGCAACAAUCUAUUAAUGAUAACUGCAGCAUCUAUCAUGGGCUGCAGCAAAAUGUCCAAGUCCUUCGAGAUGAUUCUCAUUGGACGCUUCCUAUGUGGUGUAAGUGUAGGCUUUUCUACUCCUCUGCAUCAUCAGUAUGUUGGGGAAAUUUCCCCUAGGAAGCUACGUGGAUUUGCAAACUCUACUGCCUCUUUCUUUUGGUCACUGGGAAAAGCCGUAGGGCAAAUUGCAGGACAAAGGGAGCUGCUGGGCAGCCAGUCCCGGUGGCCCAUGCUGAUGGCCUCCUGUGGAAUUCCUGCACUGGUCCAGCUGUUCACUCUGCCCUUCUUCCCUGAAUCCCCGCCAUAUCUCCUCAUGCAUAAAGGAGACCAGGAAGGCUGCAAGAAAGCCAUAAGGCAGCUUUGGGGUGAAGGCCAUCACCAAGCAGAGAUUGAUGACAUCAUGAAAGAGAAGGCAACAGUGAAAAACAUCAAGAUCUUGAGUGUCCUGGAGCUAAUGAAAGAACCAGCUAUCCGCUGGCAGCUGUACAUGAUAAUUAUUCUGACCGCCUCAGUUCAGCUGUGUGGCAUCAAUGCAAUUUAUUUUUAUACUUUUGAAGUCCUCCAGGCAGCUGGCUUUGAGGAAAGAAUGGUCUACUAUAUGACCCUCUCUAUCGGACUUGCAGAACUCUUAGCCACUGUAGUGUGUAGCUCCAUCAUUGAGCGACUGGGCAGGAAAACACUCAUAAGAGGAGGCUACUUCAUCAUGGGUUCACUGCUAGCUGUAAUCACAGUGACCCUCUCCCUACAGGAUUGGUAUUUCUGGAUGCCAUACUGCAGCCUCUGUCUGAUUAUCUUAUUUGUAGUUGUCUUUGGGCUUGGGCCAGGUGGCGCCACAGUUUCCAUGAGGGUUGAAAUUUUCAACCUGUCCUGUAGACCACCCGCCUUUGUGAUCAGUUCAGUUUUCAAUUGGCUGGGUGUCUUUGUGAUUGGAACAACCUUCCCAUUCAUUGUGGAAGGACUCAAGCACUUCUGUUUCCUCAUCUUUAUAGGGGUACUUUUCUCUUCAGCAACAUUUUUCCACCUGUUCCUUCCAGAAACAAAAGGGAAGUCAAUUGUGGAAAUAACAGAAGAGUUUGAUAAGCUAAACUUCAGAAAGAAGCAUGUUCCAGCAACUCCAAACCAUGUCAUGGAGGAGGGUUACACCUUCUGCACCAGGCUGUGACUGGCUGGUACAGAGGUAGCAAGCAUUCUUAAAAGGAAGAAAGAAAAGACAUUUGUUGUUCUCUGGUUUGCAUGUUGGUCAAAUGGACUAUCAGCUUUUAUUAUCCAUCACCUACGAGGCUUUUCUUUUGCCAAAACAGCACGGUUCUAAAGCACUCCACUCUGGGCAGCUUAGAAAAGGGAUGAUGGCUUAUAUUAGCGGAAUAGACUCGUCUAACUCAUGCACAUCUUGGCUCAACUUGCUGAUGUGUAAAUCUCUUCUAUAAUGGAGCAAUUAAUACACACUGAAACUGCAUGUAGAAUUUCUAAACAUUCUGCUGACCACACAGAAAAGGAAGACUCAUGGUCCCUUCUCUCUCUCUGAGUCAUGAGUUUGUAUUUACAACCCUGAAAUAGCAAUAGUAAAGUUCUUGGCUUGCUAUCUCUGGCUAGAUUUCAAUUCACAACAGAUUAAAGAAAAAGAAAUAACAGAAUAGGACAGAGUCUUUGUUUCUUUAGACUGAACAACCACUUCUUUCCAGAUUCCUGUACUUAAUGCCACAAUUUCCUUCUGUUAUCAGACUUUCACUCUAGUUUGUCAAAAUUCAGAGCUUUUGGAUUUUAAACUUUCGAUAUCAGCAGCUCUCCUUGCUGAGAAUUGCAUUGAAUUAUUUUAUUUAAAAUUUAAAAAAAAGAAAGAAAAUCCAUCACUUGAUUCUAAAAUCAGAUUUAUUCACGAAAUGGAUAAAGAAUGAGUAAAAAAAUUCCUAUACAGCUUUAUUUGUUUCAGUGGCAAUACAGUGGAGCUGAUGAAGUCACAGAUGGAAACCCACUGUCAGAAAACAGAAGCACAGGGAGUCCUUUCAGAUACUCAGUGCUAUCGCCCCAUCAGCAGCAUCACUCUAAGCCUGUUGCUACCCCUCCAGGAUCAGAGUGCCCACAAUUACCUUGAGGGCAGUGAAACACAGAACAAUAUGCAGCGGAGUGCAAUACGCAAAGUAAAAUCUACACCCUAGAUGUGUGUAAAAUAAAUGUUCCUUUUUAUCUCUGAUACUGCUUUGACUGGUGUGUUUACUUCAACUCCAAUGUUGGCUAUUCAAAAUACGAAUUCUGCCGUUCAUCUUAGCUG
Messenger RNA from Lagopus muta (rock ptarmigan), 2794 nucleotides. RefSeq names its product solute carrier family 2, facilitated glucose transporter member 11-like. Bases 89 to 1687 code for a protein of 532 amino acids. Gene Ontology annotation, molecular function: hexose transmembrane transporter activity. Gene Ontology annotation, cellular component: membrane. The record is from RefSeq and is a predicted model, not a curated record. Gene Ontology annotation, biological process: monosaccharide transmembrane transport. The transcript is spliced from 12 exons. Lineage: Eukaryota; Metazoa; Chordata; Aves; Galliformes; Phasianidae.